GAGGCCGCGGCUGAGGGAGGCGGGCGAGGCGGAGCGCAGGGCCGCGGGCAUGGCCGAGAGCGGGGACGGCGGGUCGCCGGAGCCGGGCCCGUCCCCGUCCCCCCCGCCGCCGCCGCCGCCCUCGGCGCCGCUGCCGCUGCCGCGCCUGGAGAAGCCCCUGCGGCAGGCCUUCUACAACACGGGCGCGCUGGUGCUGGCGGGGCUGUGCUGCGGGGCGGCCGUGCUGGUCUACUUCAUCCUGGAGGCCUUCCUGCGGCCGCUGCUCUGGGCCGUGCUGUGCGGCACCUUCCUGCACCCCUUCAAGAGCUCGCUGACGGCGCUGGGCCGCGGCUGGCUGCGCCGCCUGCGCCGCUCGGGCGCGCCCGUCCUGCCGGCGGCUCUGCUGCUGCCGCUCUGCUUCGCCAACGCCGCCGGCGAGGCGCUGGGCAGGCAGGUGCUGCGCCGCCGCCGCCUCCUCCUGCUGCUGGGCGCCGGCGGGCCGGCCGCCUACGGCCUCUACGCCCUGGGCUCCUCCCUCGGCGUGCAGGCCGCCCUGGCCCAGGCCGCCCGCAUCAUCUACCGCGGGCUGGACUGCUUCAGCAGCCGCUGGAUAUGGACUCUGAUUGUUGGCUACUUGUUAACUGUAUUAUUCAAGUGGAAUCCGAGCACUGAGCGUUACUUAAGAACAAUCGCUGUUCCUGUCUGGAUUGUAUUACUUUUUCAUUUGGCUUCUGCAGCAGGCUCUUGGAGAAUUCCCGUAUUUCUGGUUAUAGUUGUCUUGAUGACUGUAGGCAUGGUUCAUGAACAUCCAAGCGGGAAAGGUCCUUCGGGGGCAGAAUUUCCUGGCCAGAUGAUGUCCAUCGCAGCGUCUACGAUUGCCAUGGCGAUAUCAGUCACAGGGUAUGAGCCAAGUAAUGAGCAUCCACCACAACCCUCAGGAACCACAGACAGUGGCAAUCCUUCUUCAUCGGCUUCAUCUCCUUCUCCAUCUACUGUGAGUGGCAGACCGAGACCUGAGGUUGGAGCUCUUCUUAGAAAGAAGAAGACCAGUGACGUCUAUUUUGUGCUGCUUAUGUGGGCCAUUGUGAUAGUGCAAAUCUGGUUGAACCUCUGGAUAAUUCAGUUGCUGCCAGUUCCUAUUGCAGUCUGGGUCGUCAAAAAUCUUGUGGUCCACUUUGGAGUCGUGAAUUUCCUGAUGAGCCACUGCAGCAGCUGGUGGUAUAUCCUCGAAGGCUUUCUGCGAGAGCGCCAAGAGGCUCUUGCGCCAUGGCCAGUUAAGGGGCUUGGAAGAGUCCUUCUCAAACUAGACAGUAAGAUGAUUGUCUGGCUGGAGAAAAUGCUAGAUAAAAUCAUUAGCAUUUUUAUUAUAUUUGUGCUAGUGAUAGGAACCCUUCUGCUUGCUCUUCUCCUCACCGCCAAGGUGCAUCAAGAAAGCGUACACAUGAUUGAAGUCACAAGCAGCUUGAUCAAUGAAACUGUAGCUAAUCACCCAGAAUGGGCCAACUGGCUUCCUGAAGCUCAGGUUAUUCAGAAGGCUCUGAAUUCUGCUGCCAAUAAUGUCUAUCAAUAUGGUCGAGAAUGGAUAACGCACAAGCUUCAUAAAAUAUUAGGAGAAAAAGUGAACAACACUGCUGUGAUUGAGAAGCAAGUUUUGGAGCUCUGGGACAGACUAUAUCACUCUUGGUUUGUGAAAAAUGUGACACAUUCAGGAAGACACAAAGGGCACAAGCAUCAUUUAAGCCGUCAGAACAGCUGGCCGGGGGAGAUUCUAGAUUGGCAAGACGUAGCCUCCUUUGUUCAUGAAAACAUUGAGACAUUUCUUUCGAUCUUGGAAUCCCUCUGGAUCGUUAUGAGUCAUAACGUGAGCCUCCUUUUUACCACCGUUACAACUUUAGUAACUAUCCUCUUCUACAGUGGCACUGCUCUUCUUAAUUUUGUGCUUUCUCUGGUUAUUUUCCUGACCACUCUGUUCUACCUUUUAAGCUCCAGUGACGAAUACUACAAACCAGUGAAGUGGGUGAUCAACUUGACUCCCUUGUCGCAGCCUGGCCCUUCUUCAAAUAUAGUGGGCCAGUCUGUGGAGGAGGCCAUAAGAGGUGUAUUUGAUGCAUCCCUCAAAAUGGCUGGUUUCUAUGGACUGUAUACCUGGCUGACUCAUACCGUCUUUGGAAUUAACAUUGUCUUCAUACCUUCAGCGCUGGCAGCAAUCCUUGGAGUUGUCCCCUUUUUGGGAACAUACUGGGCUGCUGUACCUGCAGUUCUGGACCUCUGGCUUGUGCAAGGAGAAGGGUGGAAAGCACUCCUCCUUUUGAUUUGUCACCUGUUGCCAACGUAUUUUGUCGACACAGCAAUCUAUUCAGAUAUAUCAGGAGGCGGGCAUCCAUACUUGACUGGUCUGGCUGUAGCUGGUGGAGCAUAUUACCUAGGGCUAGAAGGAGCCAUCAUUGGACCCAUACUUCUCUGCAUUCUGGUGGUUGCCUCUAACAUCUACAGUGCUAUGCUUGUGAGCCCAACGAACACAUUGCCCACCCCAUCACAAAUGUCUUGGCCUUUGCAAAUAUACCAGCAAUCAAGAGAGAGUCCUGAAGAACUGAAGAUUGCCACAGAGUGACGGACAGACACAGCGUUCCUUCUAUUCCUGUUCCUUCUGAGCGCACUGGACUCGGGCAGCCACCGCCGCCGCCUUUGGUCCCAUCUCCUACUGUGCCUAAUGACAGCACUGAGGCGACAUCCGCUUAGAAGUGCGCCCCCCGAAGCGGAUGUUGCCUUAGGUCGUUGCGUAUUUUGCCUUUGCCAAGUGGAUGUGUCUGCUGCCCAUGGUUUUCUUAUUAUGCAAACUGACCUAGGAUUUGGGAGGCUUGGUUUGCCAAACUGUAUCCUUCCACAAAAAUCGUUGAGUCAAGUUUUGUUGCCUGUUGAAAUUUUCUAAUUCAGCGUUUAUGUUUUUGAUUCUACACAUAAAUAGAUUUUUGAAAGUUUAAAAUCCCACCUCACUUGCUCUUAGAAUACUCACUUGAUUGUAAGGAGAUCCAUUUUUGUAUAGAUGUUAUGCCAUUAAAGCCUAGCAUCUGCUCAAGUCAAGUAUAGUUUUGUGCUGCUCUUUGAAGACAUUUGUAAUGGUUGCUUUAUAAAAUGAGUGACACUUUCUGCUUGUAUGCCAGCAAUACUGGCCUCAUGAGGAUGCUGUACAGCCAAUGGCUGUGUAACUGAAAUCUAGCUUUAUGUUCAGUAUGAUGUGGGAGGAUGUUUGUUUAGAAGGACUGCUUACUGCUUACUUUUUCAUAUGAUUUCAGUUUGGGAAAAUUAUUACACAGAUAUAUUUGGAAGAAUAAAUAUAUUCUGGUAUAGUUCAAAUCCUCCCUUGCAAGACAGCAGCACAUGCUAUGCUACAGGAGAACCAGGAGGGCUAAUCAUAGGUCCUAGUGAGUCAGCAAACAUUCACUGCUUCCCUGGGGUGGGGGGAGGUAUAGCAAAUUCUGCAGGGCCUGUGACAGGAAGAGGGCAUGCAGCAUGAAAUAGUCUGGGACCUUCAUUGCAGGGAGCCUUUCUGGUGGACUUCAAGAAUAGGCAUGGCCACAUCAGCCGUAUGGGUGGGCUCCUGGUCUGUCUGGAGAGAUUGACCCAGGCCAUGAGGCAGUGUGCUCCUUGGCUUGGCCGGCACCCCCUAGGAUGCCUUUUCCUUGGUCCUCUGUGGCCUCCUUAUAAAUAGUUCUCUUUAGUUGAGUUUCCCUAGUUUGUCUGUUUGUUGCCAUAGUGAAAAUAAGUUUAUUCCUCAUUGUCCCUUAGUGUCCAUGUCCAGGAACUAGUGAAGCUGUGCCAGGGCCGCCCAGUCCUAUGAGGUUGGUCCUGAGACCUGCCUUGGACUUUUUAUAUGGCCCUUAAAAGCCUGGGCUUGCCAAAAGGCACAAGCCAAAGGCCCCGGCUCUCAGCUUGUGGCUUGCAGCCUGUGAGCCUGCUAACCAAAAGACUAGGGUUGCUAACAGGACAGGAGAAAAAUAUCUGGUCCCUUUAAUAGAGGCUUAAUCACAUGUUAUUUUCCAGUUGAUGUUGUUUAUCUAUGUACCAUGAUAAGAUUGACCUGCAUGUUUCCACACAUCAAGCCUCUACUAAAGGGAGAGGAGAUUUCUCCAGUGUCUGCUUUGGCCACCUGGAGAACGCAACACCUCUUUAAGAAGAUACUCUGUGUACUGUUGGUUUUCAUUUAAACCAUAUUUGUCUGACAAAAUUAUAUUGUAAUAUUUUUAAAGCUGCUUUCAGUUCCUAUUAAAAAUUCCAAACUUAAACAGAUGAAUCAAAUCACACCUUAAUGCAACGAAGUCAAGACAUGUUAAAAUAGCUGGAUUUGAGUCCAGUAGCACCUUAUAGACCAACAAGAUCUUCAGGGCAUGGAAGUUUACAAGAGCCAACGCUCCCUUCAGAUACAGGAUCUGAAGGUGGGAGCUUUUGACUCUCCCAAGCUUACACCCUGAAAACCUUGUUCAACUCUAAGGUGUCACUGGAUCCAAAGUCUGCUGCUCUACUGUAGAUGGACAUGGGUACCUACCUGAAAUGAUGUUAGAAUGAUUUGUGCAGAUUUACCAAGGUGUGUAAGUAUAUUCAGGGCACUGAACUAAAGCAGCUGGCUAAAAAGACUAUUUUUUUAAUGCAGAGAAAAUAAUAAAUCGUGCUGGCAAGAGGAAUCUGUUCCACCGGUUCUCUGGGCCAAACUAUGAAUUUGUGUUCUUAACAAGUUUGGUCUGGGCUUCCUGGACCCAGCUGGGGUUCUCUGCAGCCACACAGCUGCUGCUGGGAAUGGUUUUUGAAAAAUAAAAGAGAGUCCAGAUGGGCUUGGAGCACCGCGAUGGAGGAAGAAGAGCUCCUGCCUCCCUCCCAAGCCAUUUUCCUGAGCCAAAACAGGGCGGGAGAAGGAGACAUAUCCCAGUGUUUCUGCUCUGCUUGCGCAGAAUACUCCCCAUGGAGCAGCAAAAAUCAGGAACCAGUUCUUCCCCAAGCACGGUCUUGGUGCAGCAAAACAGCUGGCGGGCACGGGCAGGGAGCCUUCCUCCCACCUUGGCCGUGUUCCAAGGCCAAACGGGCUCUUUUAUUUUUCAAAAGCCAUUACCUACAGCUGCUGUGCAGCAGAAGGGAACCUGGAUCCAAGUCUUUAAACAACCCAACAUGUAGUUUGGCUCUCCAUGUACAUGGCUAAAGCCAUGUGGUUGUCUGCAUCAGAUUAAAAACUGGUUAUGUAGGCUCAAGUGUACAGAGGUAUGUAGACGGUGUUGUGGUCAGGUUCUCAACAUGAAAUAGACAUGCCACCAAAAAGAAGGUCAGUAUCUUCAGGGUUAAAUGACAGCAAGUCGCAAACCUAAACACACUGCUAGGUGCUUGUUUAGCGAAUGUGCCUCAGGGCAAAGUUGCUGGCAAGCAAUCAUCGUGGCUAUGCUUGUUUAAGCAAAGAUAAAAGUCAGUUGGCUUUAGUAAGUUUUUGCACUAGAAGUAGACUCAGUAAAUGUGUUGAAUAUUCCUUGCAGCGUGCAAAUUUGUUGAUAGUCUAGGAUUCAACUACAUAAGAAUGUUGUGAAUUUUUGCUGCUCUGCAUGCACACAGCGCUCCACAUGGAGCAGCAAAAACAGGAAAGUAGCACUGGGAGGGAAUUAUUUCAGCACCGCAGUCACAGCUCCUCCAGUUGUUUCAUUCAUAAAAAUCCUAGAAUCACAUGCAGAUCUAUUACCAGACUAUCCAUUAACCAAAGUGUGCUCUCUGAACUCCAUUACAGGGAUUAUAAAGCAACUUUGUCCUUACAUUUAUACAUGGUAUGAGAAGCAAAGCUUUCAUUUGUUCACUGCAUGGAGAAUGUAUGAAGAUAACAUUCUGUCUCAAUCCACAUCAAAUGUAGCAGCCUUCCUCAUCUGCAGAGGGGUACAGCAUAAAGGAGCCCUGAUCUCCACCUCUGUUCUCAGUGUGCAUGGGCAGAUGCCGGGAAUGAAAGGCCUGGGCGUGCCCAUCCUGUUUGUGCCUUCUGUUCCAUCAAGGAACGCAGUUUCAGAGCUCAUGUUUAUUGACUAUGUGGAGAGGGAAUGCUGGGGGAGGGCAUGUAGGAGGCACACCUGUGCCAUCUCUUCCCUGGUGCGCUGGUCGUGUGCAUAGGGAACAGGGCUCUGUUAGGCUGUGCGGUGAUCCCUUUGUAAGUGUUGCGCCUGUGUUGGACUGGAUUGAGCUGUAUGUGUAUAAGGGACAAAAUGAACUAAUGUACAAAUAUCCCAAUGUAUUAGGGGAUACAUUUGGGAAACAGAAUCCUACUAUAGCCAAGUAUUUCCCGAAUUGUAGGUGCAGAUAUUAGAUGCCUCUAGGAAGGCUUGUUUUGUAACAUUGGGAUUUGUAUUACUUUUUUUUUAUGGUGUAGCAAAUGGAAAUGGAGGGCCAGCUCUUGUAUUCUUGGAAGUAAAUGGUCCCUGUACAUUUGGGCAUUCUAGCCACAGAAUUGUAUUUCCUCACAGUUAUAGAAUGAAACAAUUGGCAUUGUGUAUUAACAUUGUAAAACAGAUGAAUAGCAUAGUCACAGUCAGCUGGAAGUGAAGAAGUCUGUCCUCACCAGUUCAUUAACAGAUCUUUAAGUCUGUUAAUCAAGUAACGGGUUAGUUCAGUUGAAUGUUAAGACACUCCCAAGUUCAUUGGUCCACACAUUUAAAUUUUUUAAAUGUAAGUACUUAAUAAAAACAGCAGAUGAUGCGUUCUGGCUUAGGUCACUUUUGCACGAAGAUAUUAUCCCAUUUUGAAUCAGUUUUGGUACCGAAUAUUGUAAAAGUAACAUAGAAUAGUUUCAGAUGUGGCGCUUUCAAACAGGCCUUUUAAACUGUAUGCAUAGCACAUUUUGAUUGGAUUUUUAAAUUUCUGAUCAUGCUACAUUUUCCCAGAGCACCCAACAUUUUUAAGAAUUUUCCUCCACAGCUUUGUGCUGUAUCGAAAAAUGCCCUUACUCAAAAACAAAUAUUAAAAUAGGCAGGAAAAACAAAGUGGCUCAUUGUGGAGCUCUACAUACACUUCAAAUUAGUCAUGCAACCAGAUUUUUAAAAACUUCUCAAGAAAAGUUAAUUUUUUAAAAAAUCAAAUCUUCACAAAAAGGGACCUUGCCCUUUAAGAUAUCAGAAAUAAUUUGAAAAAACAGUUCACCAUCAACAUUGGCAAUGGUUUAAAGAGCCUGCCUGUCUGAAAUGCAACCCCCCACCACCACCUCGUUCUGCAUCAGAUGCCAAAACGGAUUUAAAGAGCCCACCUUCUGAAAGUGUCCUUGGAGGGAGGGAUUCCCCCGUCACUCUCCUAAGGACGCGAGUGCCUUUUCUAAGGGAGUGCCUCCUGCGACACAUACGUGUGUACAUAAAAAACGUGUGCUGUUUUCCUUUGGAAAAUGUUUUACUUACAUGCAGAUCUAACUGAUUAAACUUCAUAUGAUUAAUUAAAUAAGAUUACUUUUAAACAGGUGAUAGCUGUGGCUUUGAAUACCAGGAUGUUGACUGUCCAAGUAAUUAAGCAAGGUGCUACAACAGAGUUAUAAUUCUGGCAGUGAUGAGAGUAUUCCUUCUUGAAAACAGGCUGUUCAGAUUGGUUUACAUUUGCUCUUUUUAAAAAGCUAUGCACCUUCCCAGAGUGUUCUUUCUCUAAAGGUCUCCUGUAGUGGCUUUGCAUGUGUCCAGUGUGGGAUUUGCGACUCUGCCUUUUAGAUCCUUUCCUGACAUUUGCUCCCCCCCCCCCCCCCCCCACACACACAGUCAGUGUUACUUUUUGCUCUUGAAAUAUUUGGCCAUCUUGUUUUUUUUAAAGGGAGGAUUUAGUAAAGGUACAUUUAUAAGGAUUAUACUUUCUGUUUGCCCGUGUGGAAUAAUUCUUUGUAUAUGAAGGUCUGCAAUAAUACAGUUGACAAGAAUAGACCCAGGUAGUCAUUUUCUAAGCACUAUUAAUAUGCAUUUAACUUUUUGAAAACAUCUGUUUUUUAGAAGAAUCCAUUUGGAGAGUCACCGUUAUAUAUUAGGAAAGAUGGGGCAAUCCCCCUCACUCUUGUCUGUCCUGCACCGAAGAUUGUUCCCCCUUCUUCUGACCUAAUUGACAUUGGAAGUGAAUGUUUGGUGCUUUCUUCAAAGCCUGUUCUCUGAAGUUAAUAGUAAUAAUGUUACUUGGUCAUCAGAGUAUUGAGAGACCAAAAGUUAGCCUUUCCAACAAUUAGGAAAGGCAAAGAAGAUACCAAGGAAUUCCACAUUUGGUAGAGCUGUAUACACCCCAAAUGCAUAAUAAUUGAGAACAAAUCUGUUACAUCUUCAGAAUCUAACUGACCAUUGUUAUUCUCCUGUGUACUAGUAGGAUUUGAAAUAAAUUUUUGAUACCUAAUGGAUGAAAAUUUAGCAAAAGAGAAAUAACUUUCUGUUGACUAACUGAGUUGUUCUCAUGUAGCAGUGGCCCAUGGCCAACCAAUGCACUUUUUUCUACUAAAGAUUUCUGAUGCACUCCCAAUACUUUUACAGUGCAAACUUAUAUGGCGUUGCAGGGGUCUAAACUCACAUGUUUUUACAUAGGCUUGUACUGUUAAUUAUACAGUGUAAGAAGAUGUAUGCUCUAAACAUGCACCUUAUUACUUUCUGUUACUGUAUUUCUCUCUUAUGUGUUACUAUCUGGUAAUACAGAUAUUUUUUGUUGGGAAGCAGCAAUAGUUGCUGGGACUGAAGUAAUUGUUGUACCUGCUGCAAGGAAGCCCUUUUGCCUGAUGUUAAAUACCAUUAUAAUAAAAUGGAUUUUCUUUUUGCAUUC
This is a messenger RNA of Eublepharis macularius, 8757 nucleotides long. It is a transcript of the gene TMEM245, whose product is annotated as transmembrane protein 245. The transcript is spliced from 17 exons. The coding region runs from base 50 to 2590 and encodes 846 amino acids. The record is from RefSeq and is a predicted model, not a curated record. NCBI's taxonomy places the organism in Eukaryota, Metazoa, Chordata, Lepidosauria, Squamata, Eublepharidae.